Molecule: messenger RNA, 2393 nt
Organism: Staurois parvus
Lineage: Eukaryota; Metazoa; Chordata; Amphibia; Anura; Ranidae
Source: the annotation of a GenBank genome assembly
AUGUCCCAUUGCUGUACUAACCUCCUGUGGGAUGUACGAAAACGUGCACUUGGAUUGGAUGAACCCAGUGUUAUCCGUAUCAACUAUUUGGGACGAAGAGAAUUUGUUCAAAAACUUAAAUUGGAAAAAACUCUAAAUAUACAUCAUGGCUGUGUAAAUUCGAUAUGUUGGAAUAGUACAGGGGAAUACAUACUAUCUGGGUCUGAUGACACAACUUUGGUCAUUUGUAACCCCUACAAUAAAAAGGUCUUGACGAGAAUCCGCUCAGGUCACAGAGCCAAUAUUUUUAGCGCGAAGUUCCUGCCACUUACCAAUGAUAAGCACAUCAUUUCAUGUUCAGGAGAUGGAGUCAUUUAUUUUACAGACAUUGAAAAAGAUACAGAGACAAACAGACAGUGCCAAUUUACAUGCCAUUAUGGAACAGCAUAUGAGAUUAUGACUGUACCCAAUGAUCCCUACACAUUUCUGUCAUGUGGUGAAGAUGGCACUGUUCGGUGGUUUGAUGUUCGAGCCAAGACCAGCUGCACAAAAGAAGACUGUAAAGAUGAUGUUUUGAUUAACUGCAGACGUGCUGCUACCUCAAUAGCCAUUUGCCCUUCAGCUCCAUUUUACCUUGCAGUUGGUUGCUCUGAUAGUUCUGUGCGAAUCUACGAUCGCCGAAUGCUCGGAACAGGAGCAACAACCAAUUAUUCAAAUCGUGGAACUACAGGGAUGUGUGUACGGUUUGUCCCCUCACAUCUUGUAAACAAAUCCUGCCGUGUUACCUCUUUGUGCUACAGUGAGGAUGGGCAAGAGCUUCUUGUGAGCUACUCAUCAGACUACAUUUACUUGUUUGAUCCAAAAGAUGACCAAGCAAAGGAGCUCAAGUUUUCUUCAGCUAAUCAAAGGCAAGAAGAAGUUCGACAACCACCACUUAAACGCCUUAGGUUACGAGGAGAUUGGUCAGAUACAGGGCCCAGAUCAAGGCCUGAAAGUGAACGAGAAGAGAUGGUGACAAUGCUACGAAUGCGUCACUCAUGCAAAGAAUGUCUGAUAUGCUUUCAAGAUGGUUUGAAGAAGCAAGUGAGGUUGCUCAAAGCAGCAGGAGAAGAGGAAGGACUCCAAACAGAGGAGAGUCACAGCCAGAGACAACAGCUUCAGCAAGUACAAAUCCGACAGAAUCCCAGGCUGCUGAAGCAAGUUCAGAGAUGGGCCAUGAUGAGAAUGCACCUCCUAAUACAGAUGUUGGAGAAAGCCAUACGUCACCGUCUGCUGUUGAGGCUGCACAUCAACAGAGUAGUUCAUCAUCAGAAAGCCCUACUUCCCCUUCUGAUUCUACUUCUGUGAUUAGCAAACAGCUUGGAUCCAUGUCAAUUGAUGAAGGACUUGAGCGUGGUAAACGAAGACCAGAAAGUGAGACAAGUGAACCAGUGCUACAGUUGCAUUAUAGUACAGAAGGAACUACCACAAGUACUAUAAGACUGGAUUUCACAGAUGAAUGGAGCAACACUGCCUCAAGUUCAGUAGCUGUAAAAGUGGGAUCUUCAGAUGAUGCUGCUACACCCGAACCUGCUUUGCCAAGUGAAAUGGAAGUCAGUUCUAUUUCUGCUGAACAAAAUGCAGACACACUUCCCGACAACAUGGAAACAGACCCAAAUAGCACAAAGAUGAGUUCUGAACAACCAAAUGCAAGCUCAAGUACGGAUGAGCAACCUGAAACGUCUAAAAACGCAGCACAGUCUGACAUGUCUGAAAGCUCCAGCCAUCGGGAAACUGACAGCGAUGACAACACAGUUCGGUUGCCUCCAAGAGCUCAGACUCAAAAUAGAUUUAAUGUUGGAAGUCCAUCACUAAGUGAUAGGUUAACAAGGAGAUCUGCUGCAGCUCGAAUUCAAGAACUGUUUAGAAGAAGGAAAGAGAGAAAGGAACUGGAAGAAUUGGAUAUGCAAAAUGUUCGUCAACCAUCUUCUAAAAUCGUGUUUAAGGGGCAUCGGAAUUCCCGGACUAUGAUCAAAGAGGCUGGCUUCUGGGGUAAAAACUUUGUCAUAAGCGGGUCAGACUGUGGUCACAUCUUCAUUUGGGAUCGACACACGACUGAGCAUCUAAUGCUCUUAGAAGCAGACAACCAUGUAGUUAAUUGUGUUCAACCACAUCCAUAUGACCCAAUUUUAGCAUCAUCUGGAAUAGACUACAAUAUCAAGAUAUGGUCACCACUAGAAGAAGACAAAUCUUUCAACUGGGCACUUGCUGAAGAGAUUAUGUCAAGGAAUGAAUUGAUGCUGGAAGAAACACGCAACACCAUAACUGUGCCUGCCUCUUUUAUGCUACGAAUGUUGGCAUCGCUUAAUCAUAUCAGAGCAGAUCGAUCUGAACAAAGUGCAGAAGGUCAAGAAAACUCAAAUGAAGAUGAGUGA